AGAGUUGCAUGUGUCGGGCUCUUUAAUGUAAUUCUAAUUAUUAGUCGAUAAUAUGAUUUAAUUAUAAAUUGAGAAAAUCUAUAAUAAUUCAUCUAAAUUAUACCCAUUCGCUGCUGCUCUGUUUAACGUAUUCCUUUGGUUUCCACGGUGGCGUUGGAAGGCAUUUGGACGAAGUGUAACAGGCGGAGAAUGCUAAAUUGGGAGAAACAGGGGGGGGGGGAGUUGAGGGGAACAAAAAAGAGGGGUAGGAAAACUAAAAAUUAGCCAUUUUGUGAAGAGGCCAAUUCUUUUCAACAUGCACGAUCGUUCCAAAUUAGAUAAAAAAGCAACAAAAAAAAGGAAAAAAUUAGGAAAACAAUACGAAAUUGAAAUAGUAAAGAAUUGAGUUUUGCAUAGAACUUUUUGAAGGAAACAAGAGAAUUAGCAGUAGUCUCUCUCCCUCCAAGGAGAAGGUCCCUCCAAGGAGAAGGUCAGAGGGAGAAAGGACCAUGGAGAAACCAGUUGAUUUCUGAGGGGAAAAUUAGAUAGGAAGGAGGGAGGAAGAAGAAGAAGAAGAAGAGGGGAAGGAAGGGCGGGUUUAUCGAAAAGGAAGGGAAGGGUAAUGGGGUUUGACCUGCGCUAAUGUGUUCGAUUUGAUGUUGAAUUGAAUUGAAUUUUCUAUGUGAAAUAAGUUUCUGGAUGACUGAAACGUGUUUUCUUGUGUAGUCAAAAUUCCGUUGUGUUCAUCCCCUUUCAACUUCCCUCGUUUUGAACCUUCCCCCCUUACUUCCCUUCCGAUUUUCUCCUCUUAAUAGCAAAAUCCUCAGUCAUUUCCGCAGAAUCUCAAAAUCCCAAUUCAAUCCAUGUCUUCUUCUCUACAUAAUUCGUCCCUUUUGACCUGAUUUUUUACAUAGCUUUCAACUUCCCUGGAAAUUUGAACCAGAAAUUGAAUAUUGAUAGGCAUAUUCCGUCUGUUUCUUGGGUCAGCUUGGCAAAUCUUACGCUCUUUGUCCCAGAGAUCACAACUUGAUUGACAAGAUUCAGAUCAAUUUUAUUGCCCUUAAAACUCUCUUCACCCCAUUUCUUCGUUUCUAUUUGUCAAAUCGCAUAAGCCCUUUUGACCAAAAGUCAACUCCAGAUUGUGUUUUUUGUUAGAUCGGAUAGAUGGGCAAUUGUUGCGUAAUCCCACUUACAAGCCACUCCAAAGAGAAGAAGAACAGGAAGAAGAGGAGCCUAUUUUUUGGUAAUUAUGGGAAUGGAGGCCACCAUAAGCUGGUUGUAUUGAAAGAGCCAACAGGUAAUGACAUUCACCAGAAGUAUGUGCUUGGUGGAGAGCUGGGAAGGGGAGAGUUUGGGAUCACACACCUGUGUACGGACAAGGAAAAUGGAGAAACAUUUGCUUGCAAGUCAAUCUCCAAAAAGAAGCUCCUGACAGCUGUAGAUAUAGAGGAUGUAAGAAGGGAAGUUGAGAUCAUGAAGCACUUGCCUGUGCAUCCCAACUUUGUGACUUUAAAAGAUACGUACGAGGAUGAUACUGAUGUGCAUUUGGUGAUGGAGCUGUGCGAAGGUGGUGAAUUGUUUGACAGAAUUGUCGCGAGAGGUCAUUACACUGAAAGAGCUGCAGCCGCAGUCACAAAGACCAUUGUCGAGGUUGUGCAGAUGUGUCAUAAACAGGGGGUGAUGCAUAGAGAUCUAAAACCUGAGAACUUUCUGUUCGCGAACAAAAAGGAGACUGCUCCUUUGAAGGCCAUUGAUUUUGGGCUGUCAGUGUUUUUCAAGCCUGGCGAGAGAUUUACUGAGAUUGUGGGAAGUCCAUAUUACAUGGCUCCUGAAGUGUUGAAACGGAACUACAGCCACGAAAUAGAUGUUUGGAGCGCUGGUGUGAUACUUUACAUAUUACUUUGUGGUGUCCCACCCUUUUGGGCAGAAACUGAACAAGGAGUUGCACAAGCAAUCAUUCGAUCAAAUUUGGAUUUUAAGAGGGAUCCAUGGCCUAAAGUUUCUGAUAAUGCAAAAGAUCUUGUGAGAAAGAUGCUGAACCCAGAUCCCAAGAGUCGCCUCACAGCCCAGGAAGUGCUAGAUCAUCCUUGGCUGCAAAAUGCAAAGACGGCUCCCAAUGUGUCUCUGGGUGAUGCUGUAAAAGCAAGGCUCAAGCAGUUCUCUGCAAUGAACAAGCUGAAGAAAAGAGCUCUGAGGGUGGUAGCCGAGCACUUGUCGGUGGAGGAAGCUGCUGGAAUCAAGGAGGGGUUCCAGGUGAUGGACACUAGCAACAAUGGCAAGAUUAACAUCGAUGAGCUGAGAAUUGGCUUGCAGAAACUAGGACAUCAGGUCUCUGAGGCCGAUAUUCAGAUUCUAAUGGAAGCUGGUGAUGUUGAUGGCGACGGAUAUCUGGACUAUGGAGAGUUCGUGACCAUUUCGGUGCACUUAAGAAAAAUCGGGAAUGAUGACCACCUUCGCAAAGCCUUUGAAUUCUUCGACCGAAACAAAAGUGGGCACAUAGAGAUUGAAGAGUUGCGUGAAGCUCUGGCAGACGAUGUUGAUGCAAACAGCGAAGAAGUUAUCAGCGCCAUAAUACGAGAUGUCGACACAGACAAGGAUGGUAAAAUAAGCUACGAGGAGUUUGCGGCUAUGAUGAAAGCUGGUACAGACUGGAGGAAGGCAUCCAGACAGUACUCGCGAGAACGGUUCACCAACUUGAGCAUGAAACUAAUGAAGGAUGGAUCGUUGCAGGUGACCGAGGUAUGAUGGCGAAACCGAUCACCAUUCCUGACGGAACCAACCUGGGGAUUCUUUUCUUUCUUCAUCAGGAUCUUGUUUGUUUAUUCAUUCAGCUCAUUUUCUCAAGGCAAGGAUUUGUAGGACAUGAAAACGAGAGUGCAAAAGGGAUGAAAUGAGGGAGUAUUCGGUUUGAUUGAUAUUGGGUGGUAAAUAUGCUAUGAAAAAUCGAGGCAAGUACCAUAUAUGCAAAUUUGCGUCAUAACUCGUAAGGGCUUAAUGAGUGUGUUAUCAGCGUCAUUGUCAAGUACCAUUUAUGCAGACGAUUAUCAAGGACGUUCUACAUUCAAGGAGAUUGCAUCUGCAUGGCCAUAUUCGUCGAUGCCGAAUGAAGAAAUGCAUGUUUAAUUCGAGUGGUCAAUUAGUACUAGGAUAAAAUUAUAGUGACGGUGUGAAAUAAAUUGAUAAGUCGAGUGACCAAAUAGAAAAAAUGUCUUCACUACACUGAUGGAGAGAUUGGUGAGAAACAAAAUAUAAUUAGGGGCAUAUACGUUGGAUUGAAUUAGUAAAUACUCCGUAAAUGUACGUAUUUUAUUCGUUUAAAAUAUUCGUAUCAGUAUUAUUGUUAAGCCAUUUCAUUUAUUUCUGUUCAUUUGACGACUCUCAUACUAAACAUGUAUAAAAGCUGUAUAACACGUUUAAUAUCUGUAUUUAAUAAAAUAUAUUAUUAACUUUACUAUUUUUUAAAUAUUUAUUUAUUUAUAAAAUUAAUUAAUUUUAUAUAUUUAUGAAUAUUAGCGUACUAUUAAAUGUAACAUUAGUUAUGAGUCGAAAUAUAAUACCCAUACGUAUUUUAUACAUAACUUUCCUGUACUGUAUUUUACUAAGGGGUCGUUUGGAUGAGGAAUUCUAAUGGAUCAAUCUGACACAAUUGUCUCGUUUUGAGUCAAUUGUGCUACAUUGAUCCGUUUGGCAGCAGAAAAUUUGGAUGAAGCAAUUUGGACUGGGGAAUUCUGAAUUGACUCAUUUUGAGCCAAUUACAAUUGUCUGGGGUGGGGGCAGGUAAUCUGAAUUGACUCGUUUUAAAUGUCUCGUUUUGUAAAAUGAAACAAUUGGUCAAAUUGUCUCGUUUUACAAUUGAUCCAUCCAAACGACCCGUAAGAUUGAGAAAGAGUUCGUAUUAUCUCUGAUCGGAGAGGUGGGCGGAAUUUAUCGUAAUGCAUCCAUAGCGUUGGGCCUUCUGUGCAAAAAAGCCUCUUGAGCUGAUAGGCCCGUUUUAAUUCCUGACUUAGCCCGGGCUUGUAGGCUAUACAUCAACGCUGCAAAUCCAUGCAGAGUAGCGGCCCGAACGUAGAGGGGAAAUACACAUCACUAUCAUUUUAAUUAAAUAAAAAAUCAAUUGCAGAGGUUGUUAGAGCAAAUCAAUUAAUUGCUUGAUGAAUACAGACAAAUUUGUAUACUUUUAAGAGACUGUCUCGACGAUUUAGAAAUAACCCGUGCAUGAAAGAAGAAUCACUCCAAUAACUAGGGCGGGAAGUUUGGUACCGGUAUUUGAGAUAUACCAAAUACCAUAUCGAAUUUGUCUAUAUUUUGUAUUACCAAAUACACGUAUUAUUUCUUGGGAUUGGGAUUGGAAGUGAAUUUCAAUUGUUAUUCGGCAUUAGGAAUUACGAUAUUGGGAUCGGAUACCGAAAUAUAAGUUAGUGUUUAUUUUAUCCUAUCAGCUAGACUAUCUCAUUCACUACUACACAACACUCAACCACCAAGAGUGUCAUUUAAUUAUACAUAGAUCAUUUCAUCACUAUUUCACAACUUAGAAGCCCCCAUCAAACUCAAAUUUGACUUUAAAAUUUAAGUCACUCUCGUCUCUCACCUAAUCUCUUGUAAUUUUCGUAACACCAAAAUGCAAACACUAGUAUUAGUCGUCUCACAACCUCCAAUUCGCCAAAUUAAAGAUUACCAAUGACA
This is a messenger RNA of Linum trigynum, 4662 nucleotides long. The record is from the annotation of a GenBank genome assembly. NCBI's taxonomy places the organism in Eukaryota, Viridiplantae, Streptophyta, Magnoliopsida, Malpighiales, Linaceae.